AUGUCUCGUUAAAUGUAGUCCGUAUGAUGGAUGUGUCCAGGGUCGAGGCCGUUCAGCAAUGUUUUCGUAGACAGGCAGUUCGUCUCGCUCAUGUCAACACUCAGUUCGCGUUCAAAACCGAUUGCAAUUUCGGUUCAGAACGCCAGCGCCUGCGCACGCGUCUUACAUACUUUUAAGUGAGAGUGUCUACAUUGCGCGAUUGUAAGAUGUUUAAGUCAUGCGUUGCGGUCGUCGUGGCCGCUUGCGCUGUCGGUCUGGCCGUAAAUUUUUAUUACCAACGAAUACCCAAACUACCGAAUCUGGAUUACGGGAGGUGGUGGGGGGAGGGGUUGCGUCCGCAGCACGAGGACACGUCUAUAAGACCCUUCAAGAUUGUCUUUAACGAUACGAUGAUAGAAGAUUUAAAAUCUAGAUUAAGAAGCAGAAGGGCCUUCACUAGACCUAUGGAUGGAAUACACUCGGAGUACGGCAUGAACACUGUAUAUUUGGAUAAAAUACUGCAAUAUUGGCUGAAAGAUUACAACUUCAAAGCGAGAGCUGAACGGCUUAACAGGUUUCCACAUUUCAAGACCAGGGUCCAGGGCCUGGACAUUCACUAUAUAAGAGUUAAGCCGGAAGUGACGUCAGGUGUUAAGGUGCUGCCCCUGCUGAUGAUGCACGGCUGGCCGAGUUCCUCCAAGGAGUUUGAUAUGGCCAUACCGUUAUUGACAAAACAGAGGAAGGGUUAUGAUUUCGUUUUCGAAGUCAUUGCCGUCGACCUGCCAGGAUUCGGAUACUCUGAGGGAACCAAUAAACCCGGCUUGAAUCCUUUGCAAAUAGCCAUAAUAAUGAAGAAUCUUAUGACGAGGCUAGGACAUCAAAGGUUCUACGUUCAAGCCGGCGAUUGGGGUUCCCAGGCAGCGACACAUAUGGCGACCAUUUACCAGGAUGAUAUAUUAGGAUUCCACACAAACAUGCCGUUUUCAUCUCGUCAGAUAAGCACUAUCAAAUACUUCAUAGGUUCAGUGUUCCCUAGUUUGUUCGUCAAAGACCAACAUAUACACAGACUUUAUCCAAUAAGGGAUUUGUUUACCUAUCUUAUGAGAGAAAGCGGUUAUUUCCACUUGCAAGCCACAAAGCCUGAUACUAUAGGCGCAGCCCUAACAGACACGCCGUCGGGUAUGGCGGCGUAUAUGCUGGAGAAGAUAGGCAUCUGCAGCAAUAGAAACCAGCUGAACACGGCCCACGGAGGGCUGGAAAACAUCGCAGUGGACGAUCUUCUGGAUACCGUCACUAUCAUGUGGGAUAACGAGAGCAUUACCAGGUCUAUGAGGCUAUACGCGGAAGCCUUCGCCUGGCCGGAAGUGUUCGUUGUGCACGACAUCCCGACGCGCGUGCCGACGGCCGCCAUGAACUUCCUGCACGAGGUGGUCUAUCAGCCGGAUUGGAUUCUUCGCGAUAAAUUCGUGAACCUAGUGCACUCCACCACCUUGGAUUUCGGAGGUCAUUUCGCAGCGAUGCACACGCCCAAGGAACUGGUCGACGACAUUUUCGCAUCGGUAGCCGUGUUUAACGAAUUCAACGCGGACAGAUCCAGGAUAUAGUGUAUAGUGAAGUGAUCCGAUACAGUAUUGUUUGUUGAGUUGUUGUGAUCUAUUCUAAAUCUUGUUUUUUCUCACGGCGGCGGGCCGCCCCGCCUCGGGCGGCGUCGCGGUGUUAACGAACAAGACUUAAAUUAUGUUUAAUAAAUAUGUUAAUGAAGUGUA
Molecule: messenger RNA, 1745 nt
Organism: Danaus plexippus (monarch butterfly)
Lineage: Eukaryota; Metazoa; Arthropoda; Insecta; Lepidoptera; Nymphalidae
Gene: Jheh-lp1
Product: juvenile hormone epoxide hydrolase-like
Exons: 7
Coding region: 207-1583 (458 amino acids)
Biological process (GO): epoxide metabolic process
Molecular function (GO): epoxide hydrolase activity
Source: RefSeq, a predicted model, not a curated record